AUGGCGCCCACCACCACCACCAUCCCCUCCAAUGCCCAGUACGACUUUGUCAUCGUCGGCGGCGGCACCGCCGGCUGCGUUAUUGCCUCGCGCCUCUCUGAAUACUUGCCCGAUAAGAAGGUCCUGUUGAUCGAGGCUGGCCCAAGCGACUUCAUGGACGACCGCGUGCUCCUGCUCAAGGACUGGCUCAAUCUGCUGGGCGGAGAGCUCGACUAUGAUUAUGGCACCACUGAGCAGCCCAUGGGCAACUCGCACAUCAGACACUCGCGUGCCAAGGUCCUCGGCGGCUGCUCUUCUCACAACACCUUGAUCUCUUUCAGGCCGUUUGAAUACGACUGCAAGAGGUGGGAGGCUCAGGGCUGCAAGGGCUGGACCUUCAAGACCUUCACCCGCGUCUUGGACAACCUGCGCAACACCGUCCAGCCUGUGCACGAGAAGCACCGGAACCAGCUGUGCCUGGACUGGGUCAACUCUUGCUCCACGGCCCUCGACAUCCCCGUCAUCCACGACUUCAACCACGAGAUCAAGACCAAGGGCGGUCUCAAGCCCAGCGUCGGAUUCUUCUCCGUCUCAUACAAUCCCGACGAUGGCCGACGAAGCAGCGCUUCCGUAGCCUACAUCCACCCCAUCCUCCGCGAAGAGGAGAAGCGGGAGAACCUCACAGUCCUGACCAACGCAUGGGUCAGCAAGAUCAACGUCCAAGGCUCCAAGGUCCUCGGCGUGAACGUGACGCUCCAGAACGGCGAGCAGCGUGUCCUCUCCCCCAAUUGCGAGACCAUCCUCUGUGCCGGCGCCGUCGACACACCUCGCCUCAUGUUGCUCUCUGGUCUCGGUCCCAAGGACCAGCUCUCUUCCCUCAACAUUCCUGUUGUCAAGAACAUACCGGGCGUUGGCGAGAACCUCCUCGAUCACCCCGAGAGCAUCAUCAUCUGGGAGCUGAACAAGCCGGUGCCUCAGAACCAGACCACCAUGGACUCGGACGCUGGUAUUUUCCUGCGCCGCGAAGUCCCCAACGCGGCGGGCGGAGACAGCGACUGGGCAGAUGUGAUGAUGCACUGCUACCAGAUUCCCUUCUGCCUAAACACGUCAAGACUCGGCUACGACACCCCCAUCGAUGCCUUCUGCAUGACCCCAACAUCCCCGCCCCGCUCCCGAGGCCGCGUCUACCUCACCUCCUCCGAUCCCACCAUCAAGCCCGCCCUCGACUUCCGCUACUUCACCGACCCGGAAGGCUACGACGCCGCCACCAUCGUCGCCGGUCUCAAAGCCGCGCGCCAAGUCGCUCAACAAGCCCCCUUCAAGGACUGGCUCAAGCGCGAAGUUGCGCCGGGUCCAGAUGUCCAGACCGAUGAGCAGCUCUCCGAGUACGGCCGCCGCGUCGCGCAUACCGUGUACCAUCCCGCUGGUACGACCAAGAUGGGCGAUGUUAGCAAGGAUGAGUACGCUGUCGUAGAUCACGAGUUGAAAGUCAGGGGUCUGCAGGGUGUGAGGAUUGCGGAUGCGGGUGUCUUCCCCGAGAUGCCGACCAUCAACCCUAUGUUGACGGUUUUGGGUAUCGGCGAGAGGGCGGCUGAGCUGAUUGCCCAGGAGUGGGGAUGGAAGGGCUUGGAGAAGCAGAAGUUGUAG
Molecule: messenger RNA, 1626 nt
Organism: Didymosphaeria variabile
Lineage: Eukaryota; Fungi; Ascomycota; Dothideomycetes; Pleosporales; Didymosphaeriaceae
Exons: 2
Coding region: 1-1626 (541 amino acids)
Molecular function (GO): oxidoreductase activity, acting on CH-OH group of donors; flavin adenine dinucleotide binding
Source: RefSeq, a predicted model, not a curated record